AGCAUGCUUAGAGGGAGGGGAGGCCCUUCUAGUCUCCUAACCUCCUUCCUGCCAGCUGGAAAGCACAUGCAAUGGCUGGACCCUCGGCAGACAUUUUGAGCCAUAAGGACAAAGCCCCUGCUGCUGACAAUGGAGCACUCAAGGGCGAGCCCUGUCGUGGGAGGCGAGCAGCUCUUGAGGGCCGCUCUGUUGUGCAUGCAGCCUGUGCCCUGGUAGGCCCCACCUACAGGCAGGACGUGCCAGCCUGGCCGCGUUCCGUCGGACACUCUCAGCGCUGUUUCCACCAUGGAAAGAUGAAAGACCAUUUUGAAAUGACAUGCAUCCACACGCAGCCUGUGUCCCCGGGAAGGCACAGUGGCCAGGCAGAAGGAAGGCUCAGCGGCGGGCCUGUGGCUGUCACAGCUCCAAGGCUGGCACACCGUGAGUACAGAACCUGCUCACAUCUAAGCAAGCACCUGCUUGCCAAGCUCCCAGGGCCGUCAGGACCCCACACCGCUCAGCCAAGAUUUCCAAGAACACCUGCUCAAGAGGCUUCCAGAGUUACCCGCCUGCUGCCUCCCCACGCUCAUGGAAGUGCACAGAUGGCCGGGCAGGGUCUCUGCCCAGGGCCCUGUCUGAGCUCCCGCCUGCUGCCACACCACAUCCCCCAGGCAGCAGGGGCUACUGGGGCAUGUGGAAGUUAUGGUUUUUAUAUCCCUCUCUGUUCCCAAAUGCAUUGGGGGUGACAGAUACACAUGAGAUAACAGUUUAAAACUUAGGGGUAGACCAUGAGAU
This is a messenger RNA of Manis pentadactyla (Chinese pangolin), 774 nucleotides long. RefSeq lists its product as uncharacterized. The transcript has 4 exons. The coding region runs from base 72 to 725 and encodes 217 amino acids. The record is from RefSeq and is a predicted model, not a curated record. Lineage: Eukaryota; Metazoa; Chordata; Mammalia; Pholidota; Manidae.